Plenodomus lingam JN3 is the source of this 1050-nucleotide messenger RNA. Lineage: Eukaryota; Fungi; Ascomycota; Dothideomycetes; Pleosporales; Leptosphaeriaceae. The record is from RefSeq and is a predicted model, not a curated record.
AUGCAGGCGGCCGUGAUGCAGCCCCCGCAGGCCUCGUCUGCCUAUGGACCCAUUCCAGUGCGCCGCAAGCCCAUAGCCAACCCCGGUGUCGCCGCCCGCCCGCCGUCGCAACAAUUCCAUGUGGACGCGCAAAUGGGCCAUUCGCGAUCCCGAACCACCUCGUCGAACCUCUUUCCAGCCGCGCCGUCGCCCACCCAUUCCAACACCAUGAUCUCCCACCAGCAGUACCCCAUGCAGUACCAGGGCGGUGGUCUGCGCCGCACGCCCACCUCGUCCACCAGCUCCACCACCGGCACCCCCAAUCGCUCCAAUAGUGGCGCUGCCCUUCGCCGCUCGUCUUCCUCGCGCUCCGGUGGCAGCUCGCCCACCUCCUACUACGAGGACCCGCGCAUCCUGGCACAGCAACGCCAGCUGAAGAUGCGCGCAAACAUGGAGGUCGCCGGCGGACCACACCAUGUGCCGCCCAGAAGUGCGUCGGGCACUUCGAGCAUGGCCGGCGGCGUCCGAUCCAAGAUUGGCCGUCACCACGGCCUCCCCAAAGCCUCGCUCUACGCACCCGUCACCUAUGCCGGCUCUGGCGUGCCCAUGCGCCUCAGUGCCUCCGAGGUCGACGAGGGCGACGACGAAGAGGCAGGCUCGCAGCAUGGCGGGACCUAUCACCAUCGCUCUGGCUCUGGGCGCAGCUCCCUCGGGUCUGGCCGCCGCAUGUCGUACGCCAACCCCGCCGGCCGGCAGUCGUCCAACUCGACGCCGCCUCAAAACUCGUCCCCAGAAGACCUCGGUGACCUCCAGGAAGAACCGACGCCAGACGACAGCGGGGCCCACGGCUACUUUGAACACACCAAGACCAAUCUUUCCUUUGGCAGCGGUAGCAGUGGGGAACGCAACUUUGGCGGCGUCGGCGAAAUGCCGGCUUCGCUGCCGAAACCGGCGCAAGAGAAGAAGGUGUCCAAAGACGACCUUGUGCGAAGAGGCAGUGUCGACGAACGGACAAUGAACAUGGGCACGCGACUCUUUGUAGCGAAUCCCGACGCCAACGACAGCGAUUGA